AUGUCGGACCACAGCUCUGAUAGCUCGGAAGGAAAGGUUACGCCUCAUAUCCGACUCAACUCGGGGCGGCAGGAUCCUUUCCUCCAGACCAGUGAAGGCUACGCGCCUCUCACAUCGCGGACAUUUCCCCGACCCUUGACGCCACAGGGCCCCGAAACGCUCACAGCAGCGGGCGCUCUAGGGAUGGCAGUGUCACCAUACCGCACAUCAAACGUCCCCGAGUCCUCGGAAUUUCUCUUGCCCCCAAAGUUGAGACCUACGCAGGGACAAGGUGUGAGCAAGACUGAUCGCCCCCGGUCUCCUGACCGGUGGUCUGCGGCUCGCUCGAGUACCAGCUCUAUCAGUCGUGAGAGCACUUUCCCUUUGGAUCCGUUCCACGAUUCGAGGGCACCCUCGAACGCUGGUAGUGAGGAGCGUGACGUCAAUACACAGACCGUGUCAGGGAAGUUCAACAUAAUGCCUACUGAUGGGCUGCUGUUGUUCCCCGAGGACGUGGAGAAGGAUGAUUACUUGCAUAAUCCGGACCCAGCAGACAAGGACCGAGACUGUGACAUCUGGAAUCAACGAGGUAUUUUGAAUGUCGGUGGCUUGGCUGUCUUCACGAUUGGCCUUCUGGUGCUUUUCAUUGGUUACCCUCUCAUAACUUGGCUGGCCGGCUUCACAAAACAUCAUGAUGGUCUAUGCCACCCGGAAGACACGUUGUGUUUGGAUGUUGGGGAGCGCCCAUUGUUGGAAAACUUGCGCAUGGGCUUGAUUGACCCAGACACGCCGAAAGAGGCAUACACCAAGAAAAAUGUUAACGGAAAGGAGAUGAAGCUGGUGUUCUCCGACGAGUUUAACAUGCCCGGUCGAACGUUCUUCGAGGAUGAUGACCCGUUCUUCCAAGCCGUCGAUCUUUGGUACGGAGUAACACAGGACAAAGAGUGGUAUGAUCCUGACGCAGUAACCACGGCAGAAGGCACCCUUCAGCUUCGAUUUGAUCAUUUCGAAAACCACGGUCUCGAGUACCGAUCUGGCAUGGUACAGAGUUGGAACAAGCUCUGCUUUAAGGGGGGCCGUCUCGAAGCUAGCAUGUCCCUCCCUGGGGAUGGACACAUCCAAGGGUUCUGGCCCGGAUUUUGGGCCAUGGGAAAUUUGGCUCGUCCCGGCUAUGCUGCAACCACUGAUGGUUUGUGGCCAUACAGCUACCAUGAUGGCUGCGAUGCUGGCAUCACCCCGAACCAGAGUUCUCCUGAUGGUAUCAACUGGCUGCCUGGUAUGCGGCUACCUGGAUGUGCCUGUCCUGGCUCUGACCACCCGACGCCUGGUAUUGCGCGCAGUGCUCCUGAAAUCGAUGUGAUUGAAGGCAGCACUGCCCCACUGUACGGUGACAGCGGUCCAUUUGUCGGCAGUGCGUCGCAGAGUCUGCAGACUGCACCCUUCGACCUGUGGUAUAUGCCCGACUAUGACUUUGCCGCCGUUUACGACCCACGCGUCACCCAAAUCAACGCCUACCGAGGCGGUGUCUACCAACAAGCUAUGUCGGGCCUAACCAAUCUAAACCACCGCUGGUACAACGGCACCGAAUACCAAACUUACUCCUUCGAGUACACACCCGGUGCAGAAGGCGAAGUGACCUGGUUUGUCGGCGCCGAAAAGACUUGGACUCUGGACGGUCGCGCCAUCGGCCCAAACGGCAAUAUUGGACAGCGCAUGAUUCCACUCGAGCCCAUGGCGCUGAUUAUGAACAUGGGUAUGGCGGACAACUUCGCGCCGCAGAACAAGAGCAUCAUUGAUUUCAUGCCUGCUAUCCUGCGCUUCGACUACGUCCGCAUCUACCAGGACCCCGAUGACGAGAGCGUUACUUGUGACCCACCGGGUUAUGAGACGACUAGCUAUAUUGAACAACAUCGCAAGGCGUACGAUAAUGCAAACUUUACGACUUGGUAUGUUUAUAUCGCUGGUUUUAUCUUCUUGUUCAUGCUUUACUAA
This is a messenger RNA of Penicillium digitatum Pd1, 1971 nucleotides long. Its product is annotated as SKN1/KRE6 family beta-glucan synthesis-associated protein. Gene Ontology annotation, cellular component: plasma membrane; endoplasmic reticulum membrane. The record is from RefSeq and is a predicted model, not a curated record. NCBI's taxonomy places the organism in Eukaryota, Fungi, Ascomycota, Eurotiomycetes, Eurotiales, Aspergillaceae. Gene Ontology annotation, biological process: fungal-type cell wall organization; (1->6)-beta-D-glucan biosynthetic process. Gene Ontology annotation, molecular function: glucosidase activity.